Molecule: messenger RNA, 2193 nt
Organism: Mus pahari (shrew mouse)
Lineage: Eukaryota; Metazoa; Chordata; Mammalia; Rodentia; Muridae
Gene: Gp5
Product: glycoprotein V platelet
Exons: 2
Coding region: 24-1727 (567 amino acids)
Cellular component (GO): extracellular matrix
Molecular function (GO): protein binding
Source: RefSeq, a predicted model, not a curated record
CAGGGUGCAGAACUGCUUCAGGCAUGCUAAGAAGCGCCCUGCUGCCCGUGGUGCUCGCACUCGUGCGUGCCCAACCUUUCCCCUGCCCCAAAACCUGCAAGUGUGUGGUCCGCGAUGCCGCGCAGUGCUCGGGCGGCAGUGUGGCUCACAUCGCUGAGCUAGGUCUGCCCACGAACCUCACACACAUCCUGCUCUUCCGAAUGGACCAGGGCAUAUUGCGGAACCACAGCUUCAGCGGCAUGACAGUCCUUCAGCGCCUGAUGCUCUCAGAUAGCCACAUUUCCGCCAUCGACUCCGGCACCUUCAAUGACCUGGUAAAACUGAAAACCCUCAGGUUGACUCGCAACAAAAUCUCUCAUCUUCCACGUGCGAUCCUGGAUAAGAUGGUGCUCUUGGAACAGCUGUUCUUGGACCACAAUGCACUAAGGGACCUUGACCAAAACCUGUUUCGGCAACUGCUUAACCUGCAGGAGCUCGGUUUGAACCAGAAUCGGCUCUCUUUUCUUCCUGCUAACCUUUUCUCGAGCCUGAGAAAGCUGAAGGUGUUGGAUUUAUCGCGAAACAGCCUGACCCACCUGCCCAAGGGAUUGCUUGGGGCGCAAGUUAAGCUUGAGAAACUGCUGCUCUAUUCAAACCAGCUCACGUCUGUGGAUUCGGGGCUGCUGGGCAACCUGGGCGCCCUGACUGAGCUGCGACUGGAGCAGAAUCACCUCCGCUCCAUCGCACCGGGUGCCUUCGACCGCCUCGGAAACCUGAGCUCCUUGUCUCUGUCCCGAAACCUACUGGAGUCUCUGCCGCCCGCGCUCUUCCUUCACGUGAGCAGCGUGACUCGGCUGACCCUGUUUGAGAACCCUCUGGAGGAGCUCCCGGAGGUGCUGUUCGGGGAGAUGGCGGGCCUGCGGGAGCUGUGGCUGAACGGCACCCACCUGAGCACGCUGCCCGCCGCCGCCUUCCGCAACCUGAGCGGCCUGCAGACGCUGGGGCUGACGCGGAACCCGCGCCUGAGCGCGCUCCCGCGCGGCGCGUUCCAGGGCCUGCCGGAGCUGCGCGUGCUCGCGCUGCACACCAACGCCCUGGCGGAGCUGCCCGACGACGCGCUGCGCGGCCUCGGGCGCCUGCGCCAGGUGUCGCUGCGCCACAACCGGCUGCGCGCCCUGCCCCGCACGCUCUUCCGCAACCUCAGCAGCCUCGAGAGCGUGCAGCUAGAGCACAACCAGCUGCAGACGCUGCCAGGAGACGUGUUCGCGGCUCUCCCCCGGCUGACCCAGGUCCUGCUGGGUCACAACCCCUGGCUCUGCGACUGUGGCCUGUGGCCCUUCCUCCAGUGGCUGCGGCAUCACCCGGACCUCCUGGGCCGAGACGAGCACCCGCAGUGCCGUGGCCCGGAGCCACGCGCCAGCCUGUCGUUCUGGGAGCUGCUGCAGGGUGACCCGUGGUGCCCGGAUCCUCGCGGCCUGCCUCUCGUCCCUCCAACGGAAGAUGCCCUGGAAGCCCCUGUUCCGUCAGGGCUGCCUAACAGCUGGCAUUCCUGGGCGAGGGCCCAGCUGGUGGCCAGGGGUGAAAGUCCUGAUAACAGGCCCUACUGGGGUCUUUAUAUUCUGCUUCUGGUAGCCCAGGCCAUCAUAGCCGCUUUCAUCGUGUUUGCCAUGAUUAAAAUCGGCCAGCUGUUUCGAACAUUAAUCAGAGAGAAGCUCUUGUUAGAGGCAAUGGGAAAAUCGUGUGACUAAUUAAACUGACCAGAGCAUCGUGGACGGGCCCUAAGGAAAAUCUAGUCAGGAUGCUGGCGUGCCAUUAUACUAUUUCUCAGGCCUUUUCUCCUCGCCCGUGCUCUUAGUGUCCCUUCUCCUCCCCCCUUCAGAAGUACCUUUUGUAAAUUGCUACUGCUUUCUAGCCUGGCCUGGGUUUCCUCCUCUGCUAUUAGUUUCAAGGGGGUUGGGGGUGAGGGGUAUGACGGGACUUGGCUCAUCCGGUCCAACUGUGCAGCGCUGGGUGCCUAGUGGAGAGAGGAGCUCUUUCUUGGUUUCUGAAUUUGAGGACAUAUCCUGCCAGUGGGCAAGACCUCUCCUGGACCCAGCAAGGGUUGAGUAACAUUUGCUGAAGGAAUACCGGUUUAAAACGAACCCUAGGUCCCAGAGAUGAAGGCUCUUCCCAGGAUAAAGCUGGAGUCUCCUUGUCUCUUUCUACCUGAAAGGA